AUGAGGGCGUUUGGCACCGACCUCGGCUCUUCGCAGAAAGUCAAGCGCUCGGAGCGAUCGCCCAGCGAGGAGCGCGAGGCCGGUCUCUGCGCCCGUGAGGCAUCCGCUGGUGCUGUUCCGAGGCUAGCGAUCGAUACACUGCAAGGUGUAGGCCAGCACGCGAGUCGGAGCAAAACGCAGGAUGUGCCCCGAGAGUCCGAAAAGACUCAGUCUCCUGGCUUCGAGAGAACAGACAGCGGCGCCUCUGGCAAGGAAACCGCGGAUCCGAGCCCGCGCUCGGUUGACUCCGCUGAGAGCUGCAGCGUCGACGACUCGGCGGGAGCCUUCACAGAGCGGAGAGAGGAAGGCUUCCCCGAGCAAGCGCGUCGGCACGGCGGGGGCGUCGAAGGUGAGGGCUGUGGGGAGCCUGCGGGUGUUUCGCGGAAACCGUCCACCGAUCGCGUUGAGGUGUCUCGAGAAGCGCCGAGCUCUCUCGAAGUCGCUUGCGGACAUGUCCGAAUUGCGGCUGAAGAAGACAACGCGAUGCAGCUCGGAAACCCGUCGGCGGGCUCUGCCGCUGGAGCAAAGAGGGGUGCAUGCGUUUCCGGUCCAGUCCCGGGACUCGUCCCUCGCCCGCCUCGCCUGUCGCUCCCAGCGUCGCCGGCAGGCCCCGGGGACGCGGAGAUUUCCGAAGGGGGGCUGACGCGGAGAAGAGCGGAGGAAGAGCGUCGACGCAUGGAAGCCUUGCUCUCGUCGACAAGUGAAGUGAUGAGUCGGAGACUCGAGGUUCUGAAGGAAAGCAUGGAGACCAAGGAGGCGAUCAUUGACCAGCUGCUGAGCAGGUGCCGCAGACAGGAGGAGGAUCUCGCGAGUACCAGGGCACUGUUUGCGUCAGUCGCGGCGGAGAAUGCGAAGCUCAGAAAAGAGUUGGAGUCGCAGAAGCAGCACAUGGAGAAGAAGGAGGCAGACCUCUCCGCUCGGGUCGCUCGGAGUCAUCGCCAGGUUUCGCCUUUCCAGAGCAGGCCGGAGGAGACAGGGGAGGAACUCGGACAACGCAUGCGGCAAGCGGAUCCAGAGAACGCGAGGGAUCCUUCGCGCGGACGCGCCGGGAAUGACAGGAGAGCUAAAGGAAAUAGAGAGAGACGGAGAGGAUGUGGAGAGAGCAUGCGGCGGCAGCUGAGUGACGAGUUGGAACCCGAUGCAGAGGCCGAGAGGGAUGACCACUGCGCGUCUUCGGCCUUUCGACUUGAUUCACUUCCGCCUGGAAGUGAGGAAGAAGGCGAAGAGCACACACAGGGCCUCGAGAAACAGGCAGACGUGAGAAAUCUCCUUCCUUCGCAAACCGAACGGAGGAGAAGCCCGCAACGGGAAUGGUGGGGGAUAGAUGAAGAGGAGGACGGGCGAGAAGUGAAGAGCAAAGAGGCGAAACGCGCGGGAAGGACACGAAAGGACCGGCUGCCUGCGAUUCGAAAGUAUGAUUCGUUCCGCAUGCAGUGCUCGUCGUCGGGCUCGCUGGAAGCUCCAGAAAGCGCCGGUGCCUCUUCAGAAAGCCAAGGGGCUUCUCGUGUUUCGUCACUGACUCGGCGUCCUUCUCGCUCGCGUACGGCCGGGGCUUCUAGCGCUUCAGAUCCAGAUUCCCAGGACAACGGCACAUCCGACGUUUCGUCCUCUGCGUGA
Messenger RNA from Neospora caninum, 1656 nucleotides. RefSeq lists its product as hypothetical. The record is from RefSeq and is a predicted model, not a curated record. Bases 1 to 1656 code for a protein of 551 amino acids. Lineage: Eukaryota; Apicomplexa; Conoidasida; Eucoccidiorida; Sarcocystidae. The transcript is spliced from 2 exons.